Molecule: messenger RNA, 3806 nt
Organism: Megalops cyprinoides (Indo-Pacific tarpon)
Lineage: Eukaryota; Metazoa; Chordata; Actinopteri; Elopiformes; Megalopidae
Gene: ddb2
Product: damage-specific DNA binding protein 2
Exons: 11
Coding region: 103-1644 (513 amino acids)
Biological process (GO): response to UV; DNA repair
Cellular component (GO): Cul4-RING E3 ubiquitin ligase complex; nucleus
Molecular function (GO): damaged DNA binding; protein binding
Source: RefSeq, a predicted model, not a curated record
GGCAGCCCAGGAAUAUUUGCACACAUGCGGUUAUCCGACAACAUCUCUUUUUCUCUAAACUGUAAUCACUGACUUUGCACAGUGGAUGUCACACUUUAAGCAAUGGUGAAGAAGGCUCUUAAGCACGUUCCUGAACCAAAACAUAAAGACAGCGGUUCCCGAGAAGGACGGAAACGAGAUGGGGAAGAUUCGGGGCAAACCAUUGCCAAGAAGUUAAAGAAGAAGCGGGACGACGAGAUCGAAGCAAAAACAGGAUGCAGCCUGCGGGUCGCUGGAAAGUGCUUUUCAGGUCAGAGGAGAGACAGACCGUCGAGCAUCGUGCAUUACAUAUACAAGAACACGCUGGGGCAGAACAUCCAUUUGCAGAUGCGGCAGUGCCUGCAGCGGCCCUUCCUGCGCUCCCUCGGCUCCUACCAGCUCUUCCGCACGGCCAGCCCUUUCGACCGCAGGGUCACCUGCCUGGAGUGGCACCCGGCACUUCCCAGCACCCUGGCGGUGGGCUCCAAGGGAGGGGAUAUCGUUCUGUGGGACUAUGAGGUUGUGAAAAAGACCUGCUUCAUACAGGGGAAGGGAGCCGGGGACUUUAUUGGGGGGAUGAAGUUCUGUCCCACUGACUCGUCAAAAAUCUUCGCUGCCUCGGGAGAUGGCACACUCACCCUGCAGAGCUUUGAGGGCCGUCCGGUCCAGAUUAUGUCCAGAACCCCUGACUGUGGCCAUGAUCACCACAAUGUUUGCUUCUGGUACUGCAGUGUGGAUGUGUCUCUGAGCCGCCAGGCGGUGGUGACGGGAGACAACAUGGGGCGUGUGCUGCUCCUGGGCAUUGACGGACAAGCGAUCUGGAAUCACAAGCUGCAUAAGGCCAAGGUGACCCACACAGAAUUCAACCCCCGCUGUGAUUGGCUGUUGGCGACAGCGUCUGUUGACCACACAGUAAAACUCUGGGACUUGAGAAACAUCAAGGACAAGAGUAGCUUCCUGCACAAGAUGCCCCACGACAAAGCUGUCAACUCCGCUUACUUCAAUCCCACUGACGGCUCCAAGUUGCUCACCACAGACCAGUAUGACCAAAUAAGGGUGUACAGCUCUUCAGAUUGGUCGAAGCCCCAGGAGGUCAUCUCCCACCCACACCGGCAGUUUCAGCACCUCACACCUAUCAAGGCCACCUGGCACCCCACGUAUGACCUCAUUGUGGCUGGCCGCUACCCUGACAAACGAGUCUGCCCGGGCGAGCUGAGGACCAUCGACAUCUUUGAUGCCAGCACUGGAGCUCUGGUGUCUCAGCUUCGUGAUCCCAACGCACCAGGCAUCAUAUCUCUCAACAAGUUUAACCCCAUGGGAGAUGUUCUGGGAUCUGGAAUGGGCUUCAACAUUCUGAUUUGGAACCGGGAGGAAAUGGUGAGCAGCUGGCAGGAAAGGCUGAUGAGUGAGAUGGGCGAGGAGCUGGGCCUGGGGAGCAGGGCCAGCAGGGCCAGCAGUUCCAGAGCCCAGCAAGGGACUCAACAUCGCUCCCGUGUGGAUGGGAGGGGAACUGCAGAAAAGGCCAGGCUGAAGAAAAAACUAGCGAGUAUGGAGUCUCCAGGAACCAAGACAAAAACCAAGACCAAAGAAAAUGUCAAACCACAAAAGGACAAGCAGAAGAAAUAAGCUAGCUGGUUCAGCUAAAAUGACAUCAACAUAAUGACUGCAUAACUUCAACCUAUGAAAGCAAUACUAAAAAAACACAGGUGGAGAUGUAUGUAGUUCAUUGUUUCAGUUUCAUUAAAUUGCAUUUUUUGUUGUCAGGUAUAAAUAUGCAACUGGAAUUUGCAGAUGUGUAUAUAGCAUUUACGGAAAUCACAACAUACCAUUUACAGAAAAAAACAUCCUUUGCAAGGAGUGAAAAAUUUCAAAUCAUACAGAGCAGCAUCUUGGGUUGUACCAGCACAUAUGACCAGUUUUCGUCAUAUGUCUGUUUGAUAGCUGACACUUAUGUUUAUGAUUCCAGGUGGCUACCACACAGUGAAUAACGUUCUUUUCAUACAGAUGAAAAUGAUGUCUGUGAAAAGCUGAUAUUGCUCCUUUCAUUGACUGAACAUUCUGUAUUUUUGUACAUUAAAAGCUGAAAAAACUAAUUGCUGUGAUGGGUUUCAGUGUUUGUGUAAGGCAAUGUGAACAUUCACAAAAUAACAAGAGUGGUUAAUUUAAAAGGAAUGUUUUAAGAAGGGCCAGGUGAGCCCUUUACUGAUUGCUGAAUGGAAAAGCAAUACCACCAUUACCAAAUUAACAUCUUAAGCAUAUUUUGAGAUCAUAAGGAUUUUGUACAAAUUAUGGGGGCAGUAUCAUUAAAACAGGUCAUUACAGAUGAUGAAUUUAUUGCUUGUGUAAUAAAUGUGUGUAUUCCCAUCCAGAACUAGUAUCCUAACAGCUUUAUGGAUUUAGGCAACUCAUAACAUCUUAGGCAUUAACACUUAAAAUUGUCCAAUUAACUUAACAUACAAAAGGUAUUAAAAGAAACAUUCAGACAUGUCCAGUCUAACAAGUUAAAAUGUUUCACAACCACUUUUCUGCUGCACUGAGAAGUGUAAGAGAGAAAAUUGUCUCUCACAAACACUCAAAUGUCAUGUGUUGCGAUCUUGUGAAGCUGAAUUCCCCCACAAAGUUUCAAAAGAGAAGGGGUUCCUUGCAUAUCAACUCCUUAUGAAAGCGCAAGUUCAGCACCUAAUAAAUUGCAGUCAAUUAAUCCUUUAAUUCAAUUAUCGCCUUGUGGCUCUUUCCUGUCAACAGGAGCUUUCAAUUCAACAACAUUUUAAAUAAUAUAUCUGACUUUAUGUGAAGUGAUCGUUUGACAGAAAUGCACAGCAUGUCAAGUACAAAAAUAAAUGAACCCUAGUAAACAUCACCCCUCUAACCACAGCAAACAAGGAGCUUGAUCCAUUCCAAUUAAAACCAGUGUGUAAUUUACAUUACAAUAGUAAGGCAAUGUUUUUAAUUAAGGCCCGCAACAAUACAGCAUUGUAUGUAGUUUCAGGGAGUUCAACGGACCAUCUAUUAAAUAUUUCAGGGUGGUUUCCUCUAAAAUCAUUCUGACAAGCCAUGAGAAAAUAACACAUAUCAGUGAACCAAAACCCGUUUUCAUAUAUACAGAUGUUAUCUCCUUUGUACACACAGAAAUGGCACAUACAAUCAUUAUUUACAUUUACAGGAAUGGCUCAUUCUGCACCAAUUGAGAAUUAGUGCGACUUGAGCGUCAGGAAUUACUUCAGUGUCAUGGUAUUUUCUGGUUCAAACUUCCGAGUGCAGAGCAGGGCAUUGCUGGACUCAAGUAAGAGGUUAAGGAAAGGGCAGCCGUAUGGUUAGAAUGUCCUACCCUUAAAUAUCACUGCUUCAUGAUUGUACCUUAAAUUUGAAACACUAAAUUUGAAAGUCCAUAAGCAACUGCAAUGGAAUCCUAAAACAGCAGGCAUUUCAGGCAGCUCCCUUUGAAAUACACCAAACUGACAAGCGACACACUGCGAAAAGCGUACUGUACAUCAGUAAAAUUACCACCAUGUAGUAGAUGAUUGUACGUAAAAAUAUCAGCAGGAUCAUAAAACCUUCCCAUCUACUGAAAUGAUCUCUAAAACCAUCUUAGAAUCAAAAAACAAACAAAUCAAAGUUAUUUACAGGGGGACUACAGCAUUACUGGCCCAUAAAUCAUGAUUCAACACUGGACUGACCACACAUUCUGGAGAUCUGCCUCUUCAUUAUGAGACUGAACUAGAUAGGGGCAAACUUACAUUAAAGCACAUUUCACAAGAUAAUAAAAAGCCAAAUUAAAAAAAAAAGAU